AUGGAGGUAUCAAUAGAAACAUUAAAGGAAAAGUUUUUAAAUAUGAACAGUGACAUUGAAUUAAUAGAAAGGAAAUUAAAAGAUGAGAUGGGGAAAUUAUACGAAGAUAAUAUAAAUCCAUAUUAUUUAUUAAACGAUUUCGAUAAAAUUAAAAAAGAUUUAGAGAAUAUACAUAAGGAACUGAAUAAUUUGUAUAUAAAGAAAAAUAUGAGCAUAAAAUAUUUACAUAGACAAAUGCAAAAUUAUAAUUUCUUAUUAAAUUUAGAAAAUAAUUUAAAUUCUCCUUCAAAAUAUUUUCAUAAUUAUCAUAGUUCAGAAAUAUUAUUAAAGAACUAUUUUUAUGAAGAUAUCAAAAAUUUUUUAUUAAAUAUAAAUUAUAAUGAAAUAAAUAAUUUAAUUUUUCAAGAAUAUCAACAGAAGUAUAUGGAUAGGCAAACACCAGUACAAGCAAAUAUAAAUAAAAUAUAUAAUGAACAUAUGAAUUCAAAAAGUUUUAAUUUAAAUUCAUCUACUGGAACAAUUGAGUAUCAUGAAAUGGAAAAGCAAGAUUUAUACACAAAUGGUAUGUCUAAUAUGAAUAAUAUGAAUAGUAUGAAUAGUAUAAAUAAUAUGAAUAAUAAGAAUAAUAUGAAUAAUAAGAAUAAUAUGAAUAAUAUGAAUAAUAACGAACAUGAUGAUCUAAGAAAUAUAAAUGAGAAAGAAAACUUUUUUGUGCCAAUAGACGAUGCAACUUUUCAAACAGUACCAGCUCUAAUAAGAAGGAGGGCAAAAUUACAGGAUAUUAAUAUGAUUUAUAAAACAUUAUAUGAUAUGGCUAUAAAAUCUGGAAAUUGUCUCCCCGUGGAAAAGUUAGAAUUGAUGAGAAUGAAUUUACAAGUAUUUGGACAAACAGGAGAAGCUAAAAUCGCCACAUUAAGAUAUUUAAAAAUUAUAGAAGUCCUUAAUAAAAAUUCUUCGGUUAGGCUACUUGAGUGCUUGGGCUUAAAAAAGAAAAAAAAGAAAAAAAAAACAUGCAUAGGAAAAUAA
Messenger RNA from Plasmodium reichenowi, 1026 nucleotides. RefSeq lists its product as hypothetical. Gene Ontology annotation, molecular function: microtubule binding. The coding region runs from base 1 to 1026 and encodes 341 amino acids. Gene Ontology annotation, cellular component: spindle microtubule; outer kinetochore. Gene Ontology annotation, biological process: mitotic cell cycle; cell division; chromosome segregation. The record is from RefSeq and is a predicted model, not a curated record. The transcript has 5 exons. Lineage: Eukaryota; Apicomplexa; Aconoidasida; Haemosporida; Plasmodiidae.